Molecule: messenger RNA, 4142 nt
Organism: Haliotis rufescens (red abalone)
Lineage: Eukaryota; Metazoa; Mollusca; Gastropoda; Lepetellida; Haliotidae
Product: multiple epidermal growth factor-like domains protein 10
Exons: 12
Coding region: 15-1874 (619 amino acids)
Source: RefSeq, a predicted model, not a curated record
AACAUAUUCACAACAUGGAGGGACACAGGCUCGGUGUCCUGCUGUGGAUCUGUGUCUGUGUGCUAGACGGUGUAGCAGGCAGCUGUCCUGAUGGUACAUACGGCUACCAGUGUGGCUACAGAUGUAACUGUCUAGUGGCCAGCUGUGAUACUUCGGAUGGGUGCAAAUCACAGAGCUGUAACACCGGAUGGUCAGGACCCACAUGCCAGCAAUACAAUAAAGCACUCAACAAACCCACAUCAGCCAGUACAGCUUUUCGUCCACCGAACAAUGCUGUCAACGGAAACACCAGGGCAGAUUACAGCCUACUAUGCUUUCAUUCAGCAUUCAAUGACAACUUUAUAACGUCUGUAUGGUGGCGGGUGGAUCUGGGGGAGAGGACAGCGAUACAUGACGUCACAAUAUACUUCAGGAAAGACUUGAGAGUACGUCGGAAUGGUAUCCGGAUCUACAUAGCUGAUACUGACGCCUCCCCAACUGAUGGAGUCAACUGCUACUACGUCACAGGGAACAGACACGGGACGGACAUACCUGAUGUUUUGAGAGUCUCGUGUCCUGGUAAAGGGCGUUAUCUGGUCCUGUAUACCGCCACUGUGAACAACGAACCAGACGGUUAUACCAUGCCGAUAAUGGAUUUCUGUGAAGUGGAGGUUGACGUGUGCAGUCCUGGUACUUUCGGCGCUAACUGUGACAAGUACUGCCACUGUGUCGAGGAGGUAUGCGACCACGUGAGUGGUGUCUGUCCUGGUGGAGUCUGUCGACCGGGUUGGGCAACAGAAACGUGUGAGACAGUGUGUUAUGACGGCCAGUAUGGAGCCAACUGUAGUAACAGUUGCCAAAAAAGGAACUGCAAGGGAGACAACUCUAGCUGUAACCACGUGACAGGGGAAUGUAUUGGAGGCUGUGGGGUAGGAUGGAAUGGAGCAGACUGCAGCCACAAAUGCCUACAAUCGUAUGGCGACGGCUGUUCCGAAAUGUGCUCUGACAGGAAGUGCAACGAGGCCUCACGAGACAACUGUGACCACGUGACCGGGGAGUGUGAAAGUGGUUGCAGGCCCGGAUGGAAAGACACUGACUGCACAGAAGCAUGUGUCCCGGGGGUUGAGUACGGCGCUGACUGUGUGGGUGACUGCAGUGCCCGGAUGUGUAAAGGAAAUUUUGGCACAUGUCCCGGGGACACAGGCCGGUGUGAGUCAGGAUGUCAGCCGGGGUGGCGCGGAGAAGACUGCGCUCAGGUGUGCAGUCCUGGUACUUUCGGCACUGAUUGUGACAACUCCUGCCACUGUGAGGGCGAGGCGUGCGACUACGUGAGCGGCGUCUGUCCUGGUGGAGUCUGCCUACCUGGUUGGGAAACAGAAACGUGUGAGACAGUGUGUUAUGACGGCCAGUAUGGAGCCAACUGUAGUAACAGUUGCCUUAAUAGGAACUGCAAGGGAGACAACUCUAGCUGUGACCACGUGACAGGGGAGUGUGUUAGAGGCUGUAUGGCAAGAUGGAAUGGUAUAGACUGUACCCAGAAAAUGCCGGUGCCUGAUACCACCACACCCACAGGGGGACAGCUUUCUCCUACAACAACUGGUAUUAUUGGUGUAGCUGUGGGAACUGGUCUCACGGUGAUCCUGGGAAUUGUACUCCACGUGUGCCUUGUAAGACAAGGGAGGCUGAUGUGGAUUGGCACUUCUCAGAAGGAUGAGGUGAGGGACUCACAAGGGCCAGUUGACAAAAAUAUCACUCAGGCGUCUGACUACACAUCUGUAUCCGAGGUUGCACACGAUGAUGGAUGCAGCAUCGGCAACAACAACUAUAUUGCGGUUGAUGUGGCAACAAAGGCUGACAGUGAUAUUAUUGAGGACCAAAUUUAUGAAGAAAUAUAGACAGGAUUGUUACAUGUUGCAUGACACUAUAGUGUCAGAUGUGGUCACAUUAAGAACACACCUGAGCAUGCUAUCAACAACUACAGCAAUAAUGACUCAUUGAUUAAAAGAAAUAUGUCCAAAACGUUAUUUACCUGCAAUGAUGACCUACUAUUAAUAGACCGUUUCUGCGUUCGAGCGGAUUUACGGUCUGCCCGGGGAGCAUCCUGGCUACACUUUGGCUUCGAUUCAGGGGCCACAACAAGUACUGAUCAGCUUAGUGUCAGUCUACCCUGUCUGAGUAGGAUGUGUACGUUACUACGGCGUGAUAUCUCAGCACUAUAAAACCGGCAAUAGUCCGAACUAGUACAAGCUUUCACACACAUACUCACAUGCACGCACAUGCACAUACGCACAUACAGACGCACAACCUCGUGCAUGCACGUUACAUAUAACUGCAAAAACUGUACAUAUAUUGCUGAAUCUGUACAUAAACUGUUUCAGAUAAUUAGUAGAGAUUCUUCAUUACUACUUAUUAUAAUCAUAAGACUUCUUUGCUUGAUUAUCUGCUGAUAAUUAAAGUGAUUUAUUACAUAGUGUUUACUUUUACCAUCUGCAUCUAACAAUAAGUAUACCAAUUGUCACCAUGUCCAUGCUCAUAUACUACAUAAAGUUGGAAAAAAGGUAAUAUGUCAAAUAAUGUUCAUCUGUUGCAAUAGCGAAAGACAAUAUUGCGUGAAGAAAUGUUUUAAUGGACAAAAGUCUGUCCUCAAGUGCCACACAAUGCCAACAAACAGGUAAACAUGUGACCAAUAAUCAGUCAGACCACCCGUCAAAAUGAGAGUGUCUGACCAAAACUGAAACGCAAAAAAAUCACGAAAUCAAGUUCAUGGUCCUAAAAGCACGAAUCUCAGUAGGGCGUAUGUGAUCCACGUGAUGCGAUCACUUGUCUACGAUAGGGUUAAGGUUUGAUGACGCAAAAUGCGUAGAUCGUGACCAGACACCAGCCUCAAGGAGACGAUAACGCACUGUCUGAGUAAACAUUUAACCACCAUUUGGGUUCUACAGGUCAUUUCUGAGUGUAGUGGCAGCCACAAAGUGAUGUUUUGCUGCAAUCAAGAGAAACCUGUUCCUCUGUGUGUGGUGGAACGCGAUCGACCACCUGCAUGUCGCUGGGCAGCUGAUCCAAACGUCUGGUAUCGAUUCCCUGCCCUGCUGAUCCCACUUUGGCCGACACCAAAGUCGUUUGCAACUUGACGUGUUGACCUAUUUUCAAGCAUGCCUUUGCAGUUGCCUAAUUCUUUGGUAGUCAAACGACGUCUUUGAAGCUGAGAAGGCAUUCAGUUGUUGCAAUCCUCAGUAGCAAAUGUUUUUGUUGUCUCUGAUAAUGAUGUGCAGCGAUUCUGUCACGAUACAUUGUACCAUUGACUGCAAGCUUCUGUCCGUUCAUUAUAAAAGUGAGGUCGUAAAGGGGCCACCCAAUCAUUGUGACAAUACUGUUACCCAUACAUUUGGAUAUUUUUAUCUUUAUUUGUUGUUGGAUUUUAUAUAUCAUCUAAACGUGAUCUUUAGCAAACGUUGAGUAGUAUAACAUGCAUGUACUUAACUCAGAUGGUGAGAACAAAAGCUUUAUGUGGGCCCACCAAGCAGAUGUAAUUAUCGAUAACAUUAUUGAUUGAUAUGUGCGUAUAUUUUGAACAUGAAUGUUCAUUUAGAAUAGGUAGAAUAGGUAAAUUUCUGUACUUGACACAUCAUUUUGUUUAGGGUUUAGAUCGUUCCAAUAUCUAUCUCAUUCAUGUUAAGGAAAUUGGUUGUAAAAGUUUUUUAAGAUCGAUUUAUUAUGCAUGUGUUAGUGACACACUGUUCGUGUCUGAGACAUGCGGGCCACCCAUGAAGACAUGAACUUUAAUGAGUCACUGGAUGAGAUUACUAUGUUCUCUGAAAUACAAGUAACCUCUAUCAACGUGGUUUUGAUUGUGCAUGUCUAGUGUAUUCUAGUCAUGUUGUGUGUAUUCUAGUCAUGUUGUGUGUAUUCUAGUCAUGUUGUGUGUAUUCUAGUCAUGUCGUGUGUAUUCUAGUCAUGUUGUGUUAUUUCUAGUCAUGUGUGUAUGCUAGUCAUAUGUGUAUAAGAUAAUGUAUUACAUUAUCAUCAUGGUCCAAAGGAAGAAACAAAAAACACCUGCUCCGAUUUCUGUUUAGCUUUCCACCCAAGCCUACAUCGUGCAGACACUCCCAUAGCUGAAGGUGAUUAACUGAAUGAAACGCUUUUUUUAAAUCCACAAAAGCAAC